Auanema sp. JU1783 is the source of this 849-nucleotide messenger RNA. Lineage: Eukaryota; Metazoa; Nematoda; Chromadorea; Rhabditida; Rhabditidae. The record is from the annotation of a GenBank genome assembly.
AUGAACGAUCUGGCCGCGGUUGAGGCGUUGAAAGCUUCACGGGAUGAUCUCAAUUUGAUGUUUCAAACAUGGCCUGAUAACUUCGCCAGUCUUUUUGAUAUGGGCCUGAGAGCAUUUGAACGUUUAUUUAGUUAUCGGCCUCAUCUGAAAACAUACUUUUCAUUGCCGGAGGAUGAUGAAGGCUGGCGCAAAGACGAGAGGAUAAAGCGCAUCGUGUUAUCUUUGGAACAGACUUUGGCGGACGCGGUAGCUACCUAUGCUGAUCCUAACCCCGACCCAGCUGAUACUCAAGCAGCAUUCCUAGAAACAUUACAAGAAAUAGGAGGACUACACAGAGCUAUUGUACCUAACAUUAGUCCCGAUAAUUUCGAGCUGUUAUUCAAAUUAUUACCAGAGGUUAUUGCGGACGUUAUAUCAUCCAGAAGGAAAGAGGGACCAUUGUCACAAUGCGAUCGGCAACGGCUAUUAGGAAUAUGGGCUUCAAUUACUCUACUUAUGUCUAGACACUUUGUUCUCGGUUGGGAACGUAGAAUAGUACCGAAAACUCCGAAGUUUUCAAAAGCUUACAGGUCAGAACAAUCGGAAAAAGGACAGCGUUGGAAGUUUGAAUGGUGGGCAGCUCGUCGCAAAUCUUCUACAGCCAGCUACAACAACAGCGGGAGCCACGAGCAACAUGUCAACACCAGCUUCAGUAGUGGUGGAAGUAGAGGAACGCAGAGUAGCACCUCUUCAACGAGUGAUAGCUCCUAUUACAGCUGUUCGCAAAAUGAAGUAAGAUCUACCAGUCAAGAUUAUACAGAGCCAUUGGCUAUACAUGAGGUUGAAUGUGAGAUUGACGACUAUGUAUGA